AUGCAGCGCCUAGAUAUUGACCAGCCGCGUGUCCCUCGUUUACAUCAUGGCCUCGAUCGCGUACUUUUCAUGCAGGGCGUUUACCAGCUGCAAGACAGACGUUCCAAGGUCUACAACUUUGAUCCCUACUUACAAAAGAUCAUGCCCGUGACCGAGUUCGAUUACGACGCGCUCACUGCCUACAAGACCUCUUCUCAAGACAAUUUCCUCUCAGAGUUUGCCAAAAAGCAUGGCAAGAAAUAUGUUGGCUCUACUUCCAGCAUGACAAGCACCUUGACUCAUUUUCAUUAUCUUCUCUCAUCCUGGCGAAAAAUCAAUACCGACAUGUUCUCAAGAGACUUUCCAGACACACUGCAAAGUUUCACUGCUCUCAACCGUACACCUACUUCUAUCUUUCUGAGACGUAAAGACGAUACUUACGCCGUCGACGCCGACAAGGAGUACGAUGGCGCCAAUGUCCUCAUGUUACUAGGCAGAUCCAUGGAAAAACUCUUGACCAUGCCGACCUCUACAUUUGAGCGAUAUAGAAAGGAUAAAUCUAGUGGUGUCUCUGAGGUUGAGCGGAACCAACCCGAGGCUUACCACUACUCCUCGCUGGGAGACUUCUUGUUACGAUCACAACUCGACGCUCAAGAUGAUAGGCUACCCGGUACUGGCAUGUUCGAUCUCAAAACGCGUGCUGUUCUUCCAAUCCGUAUGCAGUCACAAGAUCACGAGCCAAUGACAGGAUAUGAGAUUACACAAGCUCAAGGUCAGUACGAGAGCUUUGAGAGAGAGUAUUAUGAUAUGAUGCGUAGCACUGCACUCAAGUACUCUCUGCAAGCUCGUAUGGGACACAUGGACGGCAUUUUCGUUGCAUAUCACAACGUCAAGCGUAUCUUUGGCUUCCAGUAUAUAAGCCUCAAUGAGCUUGACCGGGCUCUUCACGGUACGCCUGACCUCACCCUAGGCAACCGUGAGUUCAAUCUCAGUAUCAGCUUGUUGAAUGAAAUUUUCAACAAAGCCACUGAGAAAUUCCCUGACCAGUCUGUUCGAUUUACCUUCGAGACCAAAGCUGCUGAAACACUUCCAUCUAUGUACAUCUUUGCAGAACCUAUGAGCGAAGAGGACAUUGAAACCAUCCAGAACUCGCAAAAGGAAAAGAUUGCCGAAUGGGAGCGCAAUCUGCGUGAUCCGGCCUCAAAAUUGAACGAAGAGCAGAUCAGUGAACUUGCAGAAGAAGAUGGUGAUGACACCGCGAAGAAAUUCAGCGAUUCUGAGAGCGGUUCGAGCCAGGCAUUAGCUGAAGGAGAUGUCUCUGAAACCAGACCAGGAACAUCCGAAGCUCAAUCAGAGACAACUGCACAAAAUUCACAAGCCGAGAAGGAUUCCAUUGUCAAAGAGAUCGAAGCCAUCUCUCAAUCUGAGUCAGAGCCUCAAACAGAACCAGGAUCACAAAAAGAGGAAGAGAAGCCAUUGCUGGGAAUGGUUCUCACAGUUCGUUCCAAGGUCAACGGUGUAUACGUCGAGCGACCAGAGAAUCUCAAGAAGAACCACGAUUGGACAAUCGAGUAUAGUUUGACAGACCUCAAAUCAGGGCAGGCAUGGAGAGAGUACAGAGCCGCACAGGCUCGGCGCAGGAAGACAUAUCAGAAGCUCAACAGCAGACUCGACAAGUCGGAUCCUGACAGCGCUGAGCUAAGUUACAACGACCAUUAUAUCAACAUGCUCAAGGAUCUGAGUGAGAAGGGCAGGAAGAUGAGGGCCACUCUCGACCAGAAGGCAGCAAACAAGCCAAAGAUUGUGGUUGGCAUGCCUUAUGACAAGUCUUCGAAGAGCCAGAUGCCGAACACGGACGAUGUGAGCAUCGAGAGUGUGGACGAUUACUUGACAUGGCUGUAUAAGGAGAAGGCAUGA
Messenger RNA from Aureobasidium melanogenum CBS 110374, 1896 nucleotides. RefSeq names its product Pet127-domain-containing protein. The record is from RefSeq and is a predicted model, not a curated record. Gene Ontology annotation, biological process: mitochondrial RNA 5'-end processing. The transcript is spliced from 2 exons. NCBI's taxonomy places the organism in Eukaryota, Fungi, Ascomycota, Dothideomycetes, Dothideales, Saccotheciaceae. Gene Ontology annotation, cellular component: mitochondrion; mitochondrial envelope. Bases 1 to 1896 code for a protein of 631 amino acids.